Molecule: messenger RNA, 1095 nt
Organism: Phytophthora megakarya
Lineage: Eukaryota; Oomycota; Peronosporomycetes; Peronosporales; Peronosporaceae
Source: the annotation of a GenBank genome assembly
GCAAGCCCGAAAAAUGUGAAAUCGUUGAUACCGUCGCUACCCAGAUCUCACAAGGGGAACACUGAAUUAUUGAUCUGGGUCGAUCUGUUCACAGGAUAUGUGAUCGCGAAGGCCAGCUCGUCCCGGUCGGCCCAGACGGUUGCGGAAUCGUACAAGGAGUGUGUAUUUCGGCGAUUUGGUGACAGUGAGAUGAUCCGACAUGAUCGAGAACCCGGUUUCAUGUCCGAUUUCUUCCGUGCGUUUAACAAGAUCUUGGGACAACGGCAGCGGGCGACGAUGGCAUAUCACCACGACCAGAGCGCUCAGUACGUCCGCGACGUUGAUCAGAAGGAUUGGGACGAAUAUGCUGAGCGCCUCACCUUCGCGUUCAACACGGCUCACGAUCGGAUGCGAGGAGAUACCCCUCACUAUUUGAUCGACAUUGGAGGCUACACUGCCGGUCGGAUGUACGAGACGGCGCGAUCGAGAUGCGCGGCGGUGGCGAUAUCGAGUCCAACACGAUACUAUCAGCAAUCCCGAGAACAAGUCAACGCUAGAUUGAAGGAAGUCAUUGCAGAUCGGGCCGACCGACACAACGAGGGUGUCGGAUCGCACCAGAUCGAUGCCGGAUCUCGCAUAUGGCUAUAUCUAGAUCGGGUGAAGGAAGGAUACGCGCGGAAAUUGGCUCACCUUUGGCACGGGCCGUUCCGGGUCGCCGAAAAGAUCAACGAAUUCAGCGUCAAGCUCGAGAUCGCAGGUACAAGGUACCAGAUCUUUCCAGUGGUACACAUGUCGAAGUUGAAAUUGGUCAAGGACUUUCCAGAUCGACCACGGGUGGAACUCACGGUGGAUGAGAUCCUGCUUCUGGAGGACAGUUGGGUCCCGGAUUUCGGGGCUGAUGAGUAUGCGGUCGAGCAGAUUUCUGAUGUGCGGAGUGGGAAGAAGACGCGAUUUGGUCGGAUCUAUCGCGAAUUCCUGGUCCAUUGGGCGGGAUAUGAUGAGCCGACCUGGGUCGACGAAGCCGAUCUCAACUGCGGGGCGAUAUUGAACGCUUUCCUGCGAGAACGGGCUAAUCGGAAUCGCUUCAAUGUGAUGAAAUCACAUGAAGGGAUGUAA